Molecule: messenger RNA, 4809 nt
Organism: Lingula anatina
Lineage: Eukaryota; Metazoa; Brachiopoda; Lingulata; Lingulida; Lingulidae
Product: NADPH oxidase 5
Biological process (GO): defense response; superoxide anion generation
Cellular component (GO): plasma membrane; NADPH oxidase complex
Molecular function (GO): calcium ion binding; superoxide-generating NAD(P)H oxidase activity
Source: RefSeq, a predicted model, not a curated record
AUGUUUUAUCAUCGUUCUGUUGUGGAGGGUCGGGGUAAUACUCUGUGCACGGAGACAGAAUGCACAGCUGGACUCCAAGAGCAGUCCACAGAAACAUCUUCUCGGCAAAAAUUCGACGGAGACAGAGAUAGGAUGGGUCUCGGAGGCCAAAGAUUGGGCCGGCGAGCUGAUUUCUGGUCAAACGAUGACUGGGAGAAUACUGCAAUUUUGCACNCUUUCCUUUUUGACGUGUUUGAUACAGAAGGCGAAGGCGCCAUAGAUACCAGUGCAGUUAAAGCAAUCCUGAUCGAGGCUCUAGGCGGGGAGGACCACACCUUCAGCGAGGAGUACGUAGACAGCUUGGUCCAGUUACUUAUUGAGGAGGCCGCCAAGGACCUUGAGGAUGAGGAGGACUGCAGACUGGAUUUUGAGGAGUUUGAGGAGCUGAUGAACAAGUUCCCUGCCUUGUCGACGCAUCUGGUCAAAAGUACAACGGGAUGGUUUCGUAACAUCAUAAAAGCCGGGUCAAAGACAACACUACCACGCCCAAAGAAGUCAUCAAGGUCAAGGUCAUGCUGCCCAAACUGCCAGACGACAGAACUGCUGAACCGAUCGCCAAGCGGUGUCGCCAUCUUUCUUUAUUUUUCUGUAUCAGCUGGCCUGAUAGCAGAGAGAGUGCUGCGGUUCUUAGCCAACAAUUCCGAAAUCACUGGGUUCGAUAUUUUGGCGCGCGUUUGUGGCCAACUACUCAACUUUAACUGCAUGCUGGUCGUGGUUCUCAUGCUGCGAGUGACCUUGACCUUGUUAAGGUCAUCCAAGGUCGCAUUCUGGCUGCCUAUAGAUCAACAUAUAGACUUUCACAAGGCAGUGGGGGUUGUCAUAUUGAUCCUUAGCGUACUGCACACUGGUGGACAUAUCGGGAAUUUUAUCAUCGUAGCACCGAGUAUGAACAUCACCGUUGCUGAGGCAUUGUUUACGACCAAAUCUCAGGUGGGGUGGGUGGCCGGCACGGCGUGUCCCACGGGAUGGGCGUUGUUGGUGCUCAUCAUCAUUAUGUUCAUCGGGGCGCAGUCAUUCGUGAGGAGAAGAGGCCAUUUUGAGCUGUUUUACUUCAGUCAUAUUCUCUACGCUCCCACUCUGAUCCUGCUGGUCAUCCACGGCCCCAGCUUCUGGAAAUGGUUUGUGGCCCCGGGCGCCAUCUUUGUCGUGGAGAAGUUGUACCGCUUCAAGUGGAUCAGGCGUCUGGCCUACGGAAGGACGUUCGUACAGGAGGGGAUACUGUUACCGUCGAAAGUAACACAUUUAGUGCUUGACCGGCCCGAGAGUUUUUCCUUCAAUCCGGGAGACUACGUCUUCAUCAAUAUCCCUAAGAUCGCAAAAUUUGAGUGGCACCCAUUCACCAUUAGUAGCGCCCCAGAGUACAGAGGUCAUAUCUGGCUGCAUAUCAGGGCCGUUGGCACGUGGACGACGAAAGUUAAUGAGUAUUUUGACGAGAAGCGGAAGCGCUGGGAAGCCACCAUGCCCACGUUAAAGAGCCGUCGCCUGGCAGUGAGCAAUUUCCAGUUCUCACCCGCAGAACUGAUGAUCCAAGAGCGACGGAUGAGUCAGCAGGUUGACGCCUUUCGGAGCAGUGUUCGCAGUAGAGCCAGCGCAAGCGGAAGUAGUUUGCGGAGCAUGCGCAGCAGGGCAAACACCGGAGGAAGUAGCAUGCGUAGCAUCUCCAGGCGUCUUCAAGGUCAGGACGCGGGGGCUGAGGAAAAUGCCCUUAGUAACCAUUUGCUGGAAAGAGAAAGACGGAUGAACCACUUCAACCAUGUAUCCAAUGGCGGACCAAAUUCAACUUCCGGACAUGCGCACGAAGGGCACAUCAACAUUGCGUUCCAAAUCGAGAACGACGCCGCAGAGAAUGAAAAAGAAUCUCUUCCGAUGGCUGAACGGAAACUUCAGCAAGGUUGUAAUCUCCUCGACGUGUCUAGAAUCGAUGACAUUUUAGAAGAGGAUGAAGACAGUAAAUCGCUGGUAAUGGGCCAAAGUGACUCUCAGGAUAUUUCCACAGUCGAGCCUAAUCUAAAUUCUGAAGAGCCAGAGCUUAGUGAUAACCUCCUUAAGUUGAAUACCGAGAAAAAACAGCACAUAGCCGAUUCAGAUCACCGUGAUGUACCCCCAGAACACAAAUUCGAUAUAGAAAAUAACAAAAAUGGCGACAAUACGGAAGAAACCGCAAAGGUUACCACAGCUAACAGUGGUAAAAAAGACAGUGAAUGCAAAAAUUCAGAAAACUCUCACAUGGACCAUGGUAAUGAAGAUGUUGCAACAAGUGACGAAAGCUACGAGAGAGAAAACUCAGACUCCGGCAAUGUGUCUGAUGACAAAGAAAGCAGGACAUCUAUGGACAAAUAUAAGCCCUCAGAUGGCUCGACUAAAGAGGACAGAUCCGAAAAGAGUGAAAAAUCGGACAAAUCAGAAGAUGAAGAAGAUGACAUCUUACCCCCGGAUUUUAAACCCCCGCCACUGCGGAGACUUGGCACGUCCAACUCCAUGACGGGUCACAACCGAAAUCGACGUAUGACGCUAUGUCAGCGUCGCCUAUCGACGUGGGAAGCAGUGUCGUCGGGUCAAAACUUCGCUAUGACCAAGCAGAAGCCUUUCAUCUAUAAUAUCGACCCCGCGGCUGAUACAACUUUGAAUGAAUUACUGGAGGUGUUUAUUGACGGUCCAUACGGCAGUCCGUCGUCCCACAUAUUCCAGGCAGAGCACGCCGUGUUGGUGGCGGGCGGUAUAGGUGUCACCCCAUUCGCCAGCAUCCUCCAGAGCAUCCUGCUGAGAUAUCAGCGAGAGAAGAACGUGUGUCCUAAAUGUAACCACGCCUGGCUGGACGAGUUGCCUUGCACCCUAUAUAACUUGAAAAAGGUGGACUUUUUCUGGCUAUGCCGGGAUCAGUCGUCCUUUGAGUGGUUCGUCAGUCUUCUGGCUCAGUUAGAAAUGGAACAGGAGGAUCUGGACAACCUGGACGACAGUAUCAUCGAUUUCCACAUUUAUAUGACGGCAGCAAAAACAGACAUGAGGUCAGUCCUGCAGCAAAUAACCUUUGACCUUAAUCACCAAGUCGAGGCUCGUGACGCAAUAACUGGUCUGAGAACCAAGACACAGCCCGGAAGACCAAACUGGGACGAGGAGUUCCAAAAGCUAAAGAACCUGAAGAAAGGCCGAGUGACCAUCUUUUACUGUGGCCCGCCUGGGCUGGCUGUUGUUCUGGGGAAAAAGGCGGCUGAAUACGGGUUUGGAUUCCGCAAAGAGAGUUUCUGAACACGCGCUCAAGGGCUGUGCUCUGUAUAUUAACAAAGACCGCUUAAUGACUUAGAAAUUCUGAACACAAAUGCAUAAUUAUCUUAGGAGGUCCUUAGUCGCAGCACUGGUAUACCUUGGUAUGGCAAAAAAUUAAAAACCUUUAGAUUUAGCACAUGCACCUUGUAAUAUUCUGAUUAUAUAUAAGAAACAUGGGUGUGUUGAAAGUCCAACUUUAUUUUUAAAAUGUAUUCACUGAUUCAUAUAUACACAUGUACACUGAUUGCAAAACCACCUUUCACCAACAUUACCAAGUUAAACAUGAUAUGCCAUGGCAAAAGUAAAUAAUGAUUGUCCUUUUGUAGAACUUGAUAUUUUGCGAUGUUCAGUUCGAGAAGCUGAAAAUUAGUUACAAAACGGAAACAUUCGGCUGUAUAUUCACUGAUAUUGAGGCCUAGAUCACUAAAAAUGAUUGUUUCCUUAAUAGUUAGAGUUGUGCAUUCGUUUUACAUCUCACUUAGGAAUUAAACUGUAAAAAAUGGUUGCUUUCCGUAACCAAAUUGCCAUCGCUUUAAUUUCAAACACACGGAGCCUUGAGUUUGAACAAGCUUCUAUUUUGUACCAGUACAAAUCUAUUCUAUAUUCUCUAUAAGUGAGAAAUAAUUUUGAAUUCAUAUAUAUAUAUACUGUGUAUAUGUAAUAGGAAAGAUGAACAGUUCGAUUCUUUUUCGCAAUACAGAGAGCCAGGGUGAAAGUCACAAAGUGACAGCAUAAGUGAACCAAUUGAGAGGCGUACACGUGUACUGUAUACUUCACAGAUAGUAUGAUAUAUAAAAUGAUUAUAAAUUAAUGAGGACCAGCCACUGUACAAAAGUUGACAAAGGAUGUUAAAACUAAACUGAAAAGUCCCGGAAACGCAGUGUUACCUAUUUUUUUUUUUAGAAUGAACUAUGAUAAACAUCAUAAUGAAAAUUCCAUAAUUAUCAAACAUUAUUAUUGUGCUACUUGUGCAGCUUUAAAGAUUGCGAAAAAAGACAAGUUUAACAAAAAAGAUGCUGAUUCUACUAUUGUAGAUAAAAUACCUAGUACAGGAUUGACUGCUAAAAAUAAUACUAAAAUAUAAAUAAUGAAAUUAUUCAUGAAAACUACUAUCACCGGAAAUAUGUUGAUGAGGCAACAUGCCAUCUUAUAUUAUACACAUUUAAUAAAGCAUAGAACUUUAAAAUAACCAUCACAGUUUUUCUAUGUAAAAUCCAUAGAUAAUCAAUUGAAUACCAUUAAUUGGAAUGUUUUAAAAUAUCAGAGUUUCAUCAAAAGUAUAGUCUCAUAGAUAAAAAACGAAUAUAAACAAGGCAUGUUAAUAAAAGCUUGACGUGUGUUAUGGCAUAAAGGCAUAAGGUGUGUUUAUGCUUAUAACAGUUAAAACCGAAGCGGAUGCCUUUAAUAUAUUCACUUAAGUUUAUAAAACCCAUAUGAUGCCGUGUAACAUACAAUCUAUGAGACACCUAAUGUACCAUCUAACAUAGAUAGCAAACACUAUUAAUU